AGUUGGAUUAACUAUCAAGAUUAAGAAAAAAUCAAUAUCUUAACAUACCCUUCUAGUCAAAUAUACUAUACAACCAACAAGUUGAUCAUAAAUUAUCAUAUGAUUCAUGAUCACAUUUUUCACAGCCGCCAAAUCAGUUUUCUAUGGGUAAUUACGUGCUUUACAACCACAACUUUAUUAAAAGUCUCAUUAUAAAAUGUUAUUUUAAUUGUAAAACGAGUAAAUAACACUUAUAAUAAAAUAAAGUGACAGAAACUUUGAAGUUAUCAUCUAAUAUAUAAACAACCAUUUCAAACCUUUUUGUCUUUGAAUUCUAGUUGAAAAACACACACCCCACAAAGUUAUACAUCUUCUUUUUGUGUUGUUAUUUGUUAUAAACCAUGGUAGCCCUCUUAGGUCAGAAAUUUGCAAAACUCUACAACAAGCUGGAGAAUCAUGAUCAUCAUCACCAUGAAGCUGAGGACUUAUCAGCAUCCCUGAAGGCUUUUCGAUUCCAAGUUUCGAAUUUCAUCAACGAAUUAGGAUCAAAUUCGAAACCCGGAUCAGAAAUACUAUCCUUGUUUUGGAUUCAAAAAUGCCUUGGAAUCUUACCCUUGAUCAACAAGACUUUUGAAAACCUUACUUUGGAGAUAGAUUAUCCAAUGAGUAAAUGGGAGGUUGAUUCUAUUGAAGAGUAUCUCAGCUACAGUUUGUUUUUGCUAGAGCUUUUCAAUUCAAUUUCUUCUUCUCUUUCUCAUCUUGAAAAGGAUAAGCUUUCUCUGAUUCAUGCCUUGAAGGUGUUUGAAAAUUCGUCGUCUUUGGCUACAAGUCAUCAUCAUCAUCCCAAAGCAAUUCAACCUAGCUGUUUGAAUAUAAAAUUUGGUGAAAAGCUGCGUGAAAAAAAUGGUAAAGUAAAGUUUUUUAAUGGGAAGGAGUUCGUUGUUAAUGAAGGUGUGAAGGAAUUGAAGAGAAUAGGUUUUUGGGUAUGUGGGAUUUUGUUGUCUUGUUUGUGUAUUGAUGUUAAGCCAUAUAUUGAGGUUAAGAAAAUGGUUGGUGGGUUUGAUGGUUCUUUGAUUUUCACACUUGAUUCAAGAAUCAGUGAAGGGUUAGGUGAUAAAAGUUUCAUGUUGAAGGAGGUGAAGGAGGUGAAUGAUGCUGUUGAUUCCAUUCUUGAGGCUUCAGAUGAAGUUAAACGUGACGCAGCUAAGGAAUUGGAGACAAAGCUGAACAAGUUUGUGGAGGGAUCUGAUGUUGUAAAAGCUGAGAUGGGUGAUCUCUUUUCUAAGGUAAUGGCCCAGAGAACUAAGUUGAUUGAUCAACUUAGGAAACAAUACUAGAAAUUUGUUUACUUGAUUUUUCUUCUGAAGAUUCAUAGGUUGCAACUUGCAAGUUUUCUUUUAAAUGUCUGUGACUUUUAUGAUUAUUGUAAAGUUCUGUAAACUUCAAAUACAAGUGAUUUGUUUGCAAA
This is a messenger RNA of Lathyrus oleraceus (garden pea), 1447 nucleotides long. RefSeq names its product UPF0496 protein 4. The transcript has a single exon. Bases 381 to 1316 code for a protein of 311 amino acids. The record is from RefSeq and is a predicted model, not a curated record. Lineage: Eukaryota; Viridiplantae; Streptophyta; Magnoliopsida; Fabales; Fabaceae.